ACUGCAUGUCAGGGACCACAGGGCUGCACUAGGUGACCCUUUAAGACAAAAACAUGCUGGGACGUGGUGAAUGCCUCCACUGAACUUUAUUACCCCGGCGGGUAUGUGAACACAGAUGAAUGAGCUCACUGGGACGUCAGCUGUUUGUUUGGCCCUGAACAUCAGAACCUUGGUGUUCGUCACUGCUGCCUCAGGAUGUUCAAGUUCGUGCUGCUGUUCCUGACUCUGUCAGGCCUCCAAGCUGUUCCAAUUGCAAAAAGAGUGCAGGAGAUACCGUCGACCUACCAGAUCCCCGAUGGCUUCCAACAAGGCACCGAGCCCUCCAGGAGAGUCCUGGACACCGGCGUGAUGCAGGGACGCAUCAGGGAGAUCGACAGCAGAGUGGUUUCCAUCCGUUCUUCUCUUGGAAAUGGAUUUGGAGAGAUGAAGAGAAGACACUUGCUGACAGAUGAGGUCCCUGUUGAUGUUCCAGCCCGGAGAAAUGGCGGUGGUUGGGUCCGGGUGGAGCUACCGGCUUCUCCUCGUCUCCCAGAUGGUUUCAGGCAGGGAACUGAACCCAUGAUUGCAAUCCGAGAUGGUUUCAGACAGGGAACAGAACCUAUGAUUACUAUCCCAGAUGGUUUCAGACAGGGAACAGAACCUAUGAUUACUAUCCCAGAUGGUUUCAGGCAGGGAACAGAACCUAUAAUGUCUAUCCCAGUUGGUUUCAGACAGGGAACGCAGCCUUCUGGGUCACUCCCAGAUGGUUUCAGGCAGGGAACCGAACCCAUGAUUUCUAUCAGAGAUGGUUUCAGACAGGGAACCGAACCCGUGAAUUCUAUCCCAGACGGUUUCAGGCAGGGAACCAAACCCAUGAAUUCUAUCAGAGAGGGUUUCAGGCAGGAAAUCAAACACAUGACUUCUACCCGAGAUGGUUUCAGUCAGGGAAUUGAACCCUUCAUGUCUAUCCCCGAUGGUUUCAGACAGGGAACCGAACCCAUGAUUGCUAUCAGAGAUGGUUUCAAACAGGGAACUGAGCCUUCCAAGUCCCUCCCAGACGGCUUUAGACAGGGAACCGAACCCAUGAUUACUAUCCCUGAUGGUUUCAGGCAGGGAACCCAACCCAUGAUUACUAUCCCAGAUGGUUUUAGACAGGGAACCGAACCCUUCAUGCCGAUUGCAGAUGGUUUCAGACAGGGAACCGAACCCAUGAUUUCUAUCAGAGAUGGUUUCAAACAGGGAACUGAGCCUGUUAGGUCCCUUCCGGACGGCUUUAGACAGGGAACAGAACCCUUCAUGUCUAUCCCAAAGGGUUUCAGACAGGGAACUGAACGCUCCAGCUCCUCUGGGCUCCAGACUAAGACCGUGGCGUGUAAGGGGGAGGUCAUUAACGGAAACUGCUAUGAGUUCAACCCCACCCCAAUGGCCUUUGAAGACGCACAGAUCUCCUGCAGAUCUCGCGCCCUGAAUGCUGAGCUUGCAUCUGUGACUGACCGCGACCUGCAUUCCCGCCUGGUCGCCCUGGUAACCAAAGGUGGUGAGAACAACCCUGUGCUGACAUGGCUGGGAGCCACGGUCAAGAACCAGCAGGCGUCCUGGGUGGACGGGGCAGAGUGGAGCUACAGCGACUGGAUGCCGGGUCACCCCAACAUCCAGACUGAUAAACCCGCCUGUCUGGAGAUGUUUAAGAUCGACGAGAGCUGGUGGACGGCGGCCGACUGUGAGCUGCAGCGAGCCUCCAUCUGCUCAUACAGGAUCACUGCAUGAAAACCACAAACACACAAUCACUGGACGGCUUCCAGAUCUGUUCCUGCGUGAAAAUCUCAAUCAAAAACAAUCUCACAGAUGUUUGAUGAAUAAAUCCUGGCAUGUUACACUUCCUGUUUUAUUUCUGUGCACACACACAUUAAAACAUUUCCAUUUAAAUUUAGACAAGACUUUAAUGAUCAUUUUCCACUUGUGUAUACAAAGCAGUUUAUACAGAUUAGGGAGCCAAGUUAAAACAAUUUGUUACAAUUUAGUACCUGGAAAGUGCAAAAAGUACAUU
Molecule: messenger RNA, 2026 nt
Organism: Centropristis striata (black sea bass)
Lineage: Eukaryota; Metazoa; Chordata; Actinopteri; Perciformes; Serranidae
Exons: 9
Coding region: 196-1746 (516 amino acids)
Molecular function (GO): signaling receptor activity
Source: RefSeq, a predicted model, not a curated record